Messenger RNA from Chaetomium strumarium, 609 nucleotides. RefSeq lists its product as uncharacterized. The record is from RefSeq and is a predicted model, not a curated record. The transcript is spliced from 2 exons. NCBI's taxonomy places the organism in Eukaryota, Fungi, Ascomycota, Sordariomycetes, Sordariales, Chaetomiaceae. The coding region runs from base 1 to 609 and encodes 202 amino acids.
AUGGACGCUGCCGGAUCCCUCGCAGCGAACUAUGCUACGGCCAUCAGGCUCAUCGACGAAGCACACGCGAAAGACCCCAACACAAUCUCGGGCGACGAUGGGCCGAUCCCGUACGAGCUUCACUAUGCCCGGAAAAUGACUCGUUGGCUAGCUUCACGCAAGCCGGAUGCAUCGCCCGCGCUGCAGCUCGCCUGCCGGGCACAGCAUUUCCGCCGCUACCCCAUGACGCGCGCGGGUUACUUGACCUGGCGUGCGAGGCAAAAGGCGCAAGCUGCAGAGCAAGUCGCAGAGCUGCUGUCGUCUUCCCCGGCCAUCCAGCCGUCACUAGCGCAGGACGAGGUCGAGCGGGUCGCGGCGCUGGUGCGGAAGGAGAACCUGAAGGCCGACGAAGAGACCCAGGUACUCGAGGAUGUGGCCUGUCUGGUGUUCCUGGACGACCAGUUUGACGAUUUCGAGAAGAAGAGCGAGAUGGACGAGGAGAAGAUGAUCAACAUCCUCAGGAAGACAUGGGCCAAGAUGAGCGACGACGGAAGGAAGCUGGCGUUGGGCAUGCAGCUGAGCGAGAGGGCAGCGACGCUGAUUCAGAAGGCGUUGGCAGGUGAGAAUUGA